UCACUUAUCUCUAGCACAUACCACUCCGUAGAGCUGCCGUGAAGAUUAACUGUAUCAAGCACAAUAUAUUGCAUUGUAGUAUACAAAGGCGUUAUAUUUUAUUAAUAACCACAACAAAAGUGAAAUCGAAAAUCAAAUCACAUCAUCCGAAAUCUAAACAACAAAGAUGUCAGCCCUCUCGACUCGUCUUCUUCGAGCAACGCAUAGGAAAUGGCCUUUUUUACCCAUAACUACGAAUUAUCGUCGGUAUUCAGUAGACCAAAGUAAAGGGAAACCAGUGAGGAUCGGGUGUGCCAGCGGAUUCUGGGGUGACACUCCUACGGCAGCUCCUCAACUGAUUCACAAUGGCAACCUGGACUUCCUCAUGUUUGACUACCUUUCUGAAAUCACCAUGUCCCUCCUUACGGCUGCAAGAGCCAAGAAGCCAGAGCUGGGGUUUGCACCUGACUUUGUUCUCUAUGCCAUUGGACCAUACCUGAAUGACAUCAAACGGAAGGGUAUCAGAGUCCUGAGCAAUGCUGGUGGAAUCAACCCAGAGGGCUGUGCUGAGGCACUGAGGCAGGCUGCUAGCAAGGCUGGUGUUGAUCUGAAGGUUGCUGUUGUUACGGGUGAUGAUUUAAUGCCAGUAAAGAAACAAUUGAUAGCAGCCGGAAUGCCCGACAUGAAAAGUGGUCUUCCUCUACCAAAAACUGUCCACAGCAUGAAUGCAUAUUUAGGAGCUGGUCCUAUAGCUAAAGCUUUAGAUGGAGGUGCAGAUAUUGUUGUUACAGGACGGUGUGCAGACAGCUCUUUGGCUCUUGCGCCUCUCAUGCACAGUUUUGGGUGGCAGUCAAAUGAUUAUGACCGGCUUGCAAGUGGCAGCCUGGCAGGUCACUUGAUUGAAUGUGGUGCACAGGCAACUGGUGGUGUUUAUACUGACUGGGAGGCUGUCCCUGACUGGCAUAAUAUAGGCUUCCCCAUAGCAGAAGUGGCAGGCAAUGGAGACUUCAUGAUCACAAAGCCCCCCAACACGGGAGGUAUUGUCAAUCAAAUGACUGUUGCUGAGCAGAUGCUGUACGAGAUUGGGGACCCACGGGCCUAUAUUCUCCCGGAUGUUGCUUGUGACUUUACUGGGGUCCAGCUAGAGGAGACCAACUGUGGGGUUGUUGUGAGAGGGGCUAAAGGGAGGAAGCCCACUGACUCAUACAAGGUGAGUGCAACAUAUCUUGAUGGCUACAAGGCCACUGCUGUCAGCUGUAUCGGAGGACCUAGAAGCCGUGACAAGGGCAGGAAAACAGCUGAGGCAAUUGUGCAAAGGUGCCGCAACAUAUUCAAAAUGCUCAAGCUCCCUGACUUCACCAGAGUCCACAUCCAGAUAUUGGGUGCAGAAGAUACCUAUGGACCUCAUGCAAGCACUGGAGAAGGUCCUCGUGAGGGUGUCAUCUGGAUCUCUGUCCAUCAUGAACAAAAGAAGGCUGUCGAAUUGUUUGCCCGUGAAAUAGCAGCAGCUGGAACCGGUAUGGCCCCUGGACUCACAAACAUUGUUGGAGGUCGGCCUAGGGCAUCGCCUCUACUGCGGCUGCAUUCCUUCCUCAUUCCAAAAGAUCAGUGCAAGGUGAGUAUCCAUGCUGAUGGGAAAGAGGAAAUCUACAGUGAGACUGCAGACACAGUUCCAGCCAGCACCUAUGACUUUCCAGAUCAGCCAGUAUCUGAAGUCUCAGAUUUGAUUAAAGGAUCAAAAUGCUAUCGGCUGGAGUCCCUGGCUCUGACCCGCAGUGGUGACAAAGCAGACUCCUGCAAUAUUGGUGUCAUUGCAAGGCAUCCUUCACUCUAUCCUUAUCUGAAAGAGGCUCUUACAUCAGAAGCAGUCGCAGAAUACUUUAGACAUGUUUUCCCAGAUGAUGUCAACCCCGUGGAUUGUGUGAAAAGGUAUGAAGUUGACGGCAUCUGUGGCCUCAACUUUGUCCUCGAGCAGUCACUUGGUGGAGGAGGAGUGGCAUCCCUACGCUCUGAUCCUCAGGGAAAAGCUUACGGCCAGAUGCUCCUUGACUUCGUCAUAAAGGAUAUGCCAGAUAUCUGCUCUGUGAAGCACUAGUGAGAGAGAUUCAGAUUGUUAGAAAAUGUCAAAUCUGGAUUGAAAAAGAUGGCUUUUUUUGGAAAGUUCUCUCUCUCUCUCUCUCUCUCUUUCUCUCUUAGCUUUCUUUGCUAAUGCAGAAUUUUUCCUCUCUCUUUGGUUUGGAUAUUUGUACACCUUGAGCUUAGUGAAAGGUUGGUUGUGUACUUGAAGAAAAAAUGAUUGUUAACAAAUUAGUAUAUUUUAUAUAAAGAAAAAGUACAGCUAUAAAUUAUAUAUUUUUAAUAUAAAUGAAUGUAAUGUUGAUUCUAGGGAAGUCAUGAUUGCCUAGAUAUUAGAUAUUGUGCAUUAUUUGAAAGUACUACAUUUUGAGUAUUGAUAGCUUGUUUUAAUGCCUUUUUUGAUAGCAGGUUAGAUGCAAAAAUCAGCAGUAAUUAAUGUAAACAAAAGGAAAGGGUAACUCAAAAAUGCAAUUCAUAAAAAAAAAAGUUAUGUAAAAUACUUAGUAAAAAAUUUAAAAUACUCAAUUAUAUAGUAAAAAUGUUUAAAUGCUCAAUUUUAUAGACAAUGUACAAAAAUUAUGGUGCUUCAUGUAAAUUGAGUUGAUAUUUCACGUUGAUUAUUUGAAAAUGCAUUCACUGAUAUGUAACAGGUAUGUAAUGGACCAGAGCUUGAUUAUGCCAGCGACUUAAGUUUGAUAUAUGCACAAAUCUUGUCUUUCAUGUAAUACAAUGGUCAGACAAAAUACUUAUAUUUAUAUAAAGCUUGGUAAAUAAAUGUAUAUUUUGUAUAUGACAAGAUUUUAGUACUUUAUGAUACUCAUUAUUUCAGUGACUUGGACAUGUAUAUAUUAAAUAAUGAAAAUUGUGA
This is a messenger RNA of Penaeus vannamei (Pacific white shrimp), 2923 nucleotides long. RefSeq lists its product as uncharacterized. NCBI's taxonomy places the organism in Eukaryota, Metazoa, Arthropoda, Malacostraca, Decapoda, Penaeidae. The record is from RefSeq and is a predicted model, not a curated record.